AGCAGUUACAUUCCCAAUGUAGGCGUAACCCGACCCAUUAAAACGGAUAUGUCUGCUAUCUGAAGAUAUUUUUUUUUUGUUUAUGACACGUCGUCUCGUUUGCAUUGUUUUCUAGGAACAAUACGCGUCAAAAGUUUCUCACACAAUGGACAGAGACACUGUGCUGACUCACAUCCUGAAGCCAAAGGGCAUGUCGACAAUUCUUGGCGGAGAGGUGCCUGCCACUGUGAUAAGCAACAACAAGUAUAUAUCCCAGCCGACUUCUGACGCUCAGUUGACAGACAGAAAUGUAGGCGUCACCUCAGCCUCCCUUGAUCAUGCCAUCCAUACCGCUCUGUCUGGUGAAAUCAGAACUGUGAUACUGAGGGGUCCUGAGGGAUCAGGUAAAACAACUGCACUGGAGAAGCUAGUUGUGGACUGGGCAAAGGGAGAACACCUUCAGAACUUUUCUUAUGUUUUCUGUUUCCGGUUGAAGGAGAUAAAUUCUGAUGGUGGUGCGUUGUCAUUGGAGAAUUUAAUGCAACACCAUCACAGUCAUUUCUGUCCUGAGUCCAUGCCCCUAGUUCUGCAGAAGCCUGAGGAUGUGUUGUUUGUGUUUGAUGAUCUGGAUCAGUGCAAGCUUUGUCUGGACCCCUCCGUCCAUCACCCACUCUGCUCUGACCCCAGCCAGGCAGUGUCAAUGUCCUGUUUAAUAGCCAGUCUGCUUCAUGGAUCACUGCUGAAAGGAGCCGCCUUUGUGGUGGCAACCAGGCAGACGGGAUGUCUGGAGUUCCUAAGCGGCACCUGGGUGGAGCUGUUGGGGUUUCUGAAGCCCCAAAGAGAGGCUUACUUUAACGGGUUCUUUACUGACCCAGCUGCUGCCAGUAAAUACCUGAUGCACAUGGAAAAGACUCUAGGUUUUUAUGAUUUCUGCACCUCUCCUAGAUUUUGUUGGACAGUUUGUUCUAUUUACAAGACUCUCAUGGAUGCUGGAGCAAAACUUCCUGAAACAGUAUCUCAGCUGUACAUAGAUAUCCUGGCUCACCUGCUUCAGGCACUCUCACUGGACAAGGCCUGCAACAGAGAACUACUUCUGGCCCUCGGCAGGAUGGCUUCUCAUUGCUCUCUUCACCAGCAUUCAAGCUGUACCAAAGAGGAACUUGAUUCCUUUGGUUUUCGACGAUUUCUAAGCUCAGUUGGUGUUUUCUUGCAAAUAGAUGGUGACAAGGGCUCAGAUGCCUGUGUUUUCUCUUUCACCUCCCAGCUGAUGCUGGAGUUCAUCAUGGCCCUGUCCUUCCUUUUGGACAAGUCAACAUCUGAGGGAGUGGAGAAGAUGUUGGAAGAUCACAAAGGUCAUGCAAAGUUUCUAGAUCUCUUCUUGUCUGGGCUCUCAGAGCCAAUUCAGCGCAGGCCGCUGGAGACCCUGCUGGGGGAGUUAAACUCAGAUCAGAUCUUGGAUUUCAAAUGCUGGUUUAAAAGCAGCUCAGAGGAAACACUGAAGGGAUAUUACAAAGACAGGCACCACCGUUGCUUCCAUCUGCUUCAUCAAGCACAAAAUAAGAGUUUGGUGAAAGAGAUCAUCACCGCGUCAGCACGAACAGGCAUCAGCUAUGGCGACCUGAGCCUCCAGGACUGUGUAGCUCUGAACUAUGUCGCCUCUUGCCUCGGUGAGAUGAAGCUGUUGAAUCUGUACAGAACAAGUAAUUUUACAGAGGAGGAAGCAGAAGUUCUGGCUCCAGCUAUGAGCUUGUCACAUAAGAUACUCUUGUCAGACAGCUCCUUGAGUACUGGGGCUGUACAUCAUCUGGCUUCAGCUCUCAACAGAGGACUCACCAAAGAGCUGGAUCUCUCUUACACCCGCCUUGGAGAUGAGAAGUUAAAAAUUCUCUGUGCUGGACUCAGAGACUGCAAACUGCACAGUUUAAAACUUGUAACAUGCAAACUGACUGAGACAAGCUGUGAAGAUCUGGUGUCUGUGCUGACCUCAGGCACCUCUCAGCUGUGUGUCUUGGAAAUAAGGUUUAAUCAAAUCGGGGAUCAGGGCUUCAUGAAACUGUGCAAAGCGCUGCACAGUCCUCAGUGCAAAUUACAGGAGCUCCAGCUACAAAGCUGCAAGUUGACUGCAGUAUCCAUGGAGGCUUUCUCAGCAGCUUUGUGUUCUGGCAAAUCCGAGCUGAAAAAAGUGGACCUGACACAAAACAGGAUUGGUGACAGUGGAGUAGAAGCUUUGUGCAAGUCCCUGCAACACCCACUUUGUAAACUGCAGAGCCUCAAUCUGUUUGAUAAUGAGCUGACAGGUGCAUGCUGUCCUCAUUUGAUGGAGACCUUGAUGUCAGAGCACUGCUCUCUCUCAGAGCUGGAUCUGUCAGUGAAUGACUUGGGCCAGAAGGGGACGCUGCUGCUCUGCCAAGCUCUCAGACAACCCGGAUGUCCAGUGGAAAAACUCGGGCUGAAACGAUGUGAGCUAACUGAGCUGGUCUUCAAGGAACUGGGCUCACUGCUGAGAAGCGGGACUUCUCGACUUAAAUCCCUGAUUGUUGGUAUAAAUAAAGUCGGAGACCAAGGGGUUAAACAUCUUUGGGAUGCUGUUGCACAUCCAAGUUGUCUGUUGGAGGAACUGGAUAUUGAAAUGACCAAUUUGACGGAUGCCUGUGUAGAGGACUUGUGUGCUGCUGUAAGAGCCAGUAAGACUUUGAAGAACCUGGAACUGAGAAACAACUCUCUGACUAACGCUUCCGUCCCGGCCCUCAUCCAAGUCAUGGAGGACAGCCACAACAUGCAGGAGAUGAACCUGAAGUACAACAACAUUGGUGAGGAGGUUUUUAACAUGUUGUCUGAGUGUGAUAAAAUAAGGUACUGAAGAAGGCGGAUUAGUCCAUUCAUCUCAAACCCUGCUACAGAAUCACAUACUGUAUUCAAAUGCUGCAGUGUUAUUAUUAGCGCUUAUGAACUGAGGUUUUAGAAUUUGUUGCUUGUGUGUCUUAUGUGAAAGUAAAUUUAAAUAUCUUUAGGUUUUUGGACUGUUGGUUGGAUCAAACAAGCAAUUUAAUA
This is a messenger RNA of Toxotes jaculatrix (banded archerfish), 3030 nucleotides long. Its product is annotated as NACHT, LRR and PYD domains-containing protein 12. The coding region runs from base 146 to 2839 and encodes 897 amino acids. The transcript has 9 exons. Lineage: Eukaryota; Metazoa; Chordata; Actinopteri; Toxotidae. Gene Ontology annotation, molecular function: protein binding. The record is from RefSeq and is a predicted model, not a curated record. Gene Ontology annotation, cellular component: cytoplasm.